AUGGAUCUUCAUAAUCUUGCCACAGUUAUAACACCAAAUAUUCUUUAUUCAAAAUCAAAAGAUCCAUCAAAAGAUGAAUCAUUUUUAGCAAUUGAAGCUGUUCAUAAUUUAUUAAAAUAUCAAGAUGAAUUUUGGGUGGUGCCUGAUGAUUUAAUGGCAAUUUUAGAAGUUCAAGAUUUAUUUAGUAAUCCAGAAGUGCUGACAACAAAAGAUAUUCUUAAGAGAUGUGAAGAUUUUGUUAAAUCAAAGAAAAUGCAAAAUCCAAUAAGUGAAGUAGGAGAAAAUAAAGUUAGUGGUGGUAGUGGUUAUAAUAGCUUUAACGGUAAUAAUACCACCAAUAAUGGUAGUGUUGGGCAAAAGUAUGAAAUAGUACGUCAUCAGCAUCAAAAUGCACCUCAACAACGUGAUUAUGCUGAACCAUAUCAUUCACCCAACCUUGUUAAAGAGAAUCCUAUUCAAAUAAGGCAAUAA
This is a messenger RNA of Entrophospora sp. SA101, 471 nucleotides long. The record is from the annotation of a GenBank genome assembly. NCBI's taxonomy places the organism in Eukaryota, Fungi, Glomeromycota, Glomeromycetes, Entrophosporales, Entrophosporaceae.